Molecule: messenger RNA, 1940 nt
Organism: Branchiostoma floridae (Florida lancelet)
Lineage: Eukaryota; Metazoa; Chordata; Leptocardii; Amphioxiformes; Branchiostomatidae
Exons: 13
Coding region: 605-1717 (370 amino acids)
Biological process (GO): lipid metabolic process
Source: RefSeq, a predicted model, not a curated record
AAAGUUCAGCAUGGGACAAACGCAGUCAGCACCUCCACGCCCUAAACUCCCUGAGACGAAAGUUGGCCCGUUUGCUGAUCGACAGUUCCCUUUUGAGAACAUCGUGCUGGAAGGAGGCGGUGCCAAGGGGAUCGCCUACAUAGGGGCAUGCAAGGUCCUAGAGGAUGCUGGGAUUAUGCCACAGAUCAAACGGUUCGCCGGGACCAGCGCAGGCGCAAUCACUGCCGCCCUCCUCGCCAUCGGUAUGACGUCACAGGAGCUGCUGGACGAACUGAGCGCGCAGAACCUGCUGGAAGUCGUUUUGGACACCAGUUGGACCAGAACAAGCUGGAUCCCAGGCAUGCAGAAGUUGGGACAACUUUGGGACGUCGUUCAAAACAAAGGAGCUUGUCCGGGAAAUAAAUUCUUGGAAUGGUUUGGCGACAUCUUGGAGAGGAACCUUAAGAAGCGAGGACUUCCUCUAGACCGGGACGUGACUUUUGACCAAAUCUACCAUGUUCUCGGUAAGGAGCUGUGUAUUGUGGCCUACAACAUGAACUACAACCGAGAAUCCUAAUUCCACGUCAAGACCACGCCCAUUCUCAGGGUCCGGGAGGCAGUUCGCAUGUCCAUGUCAAUUCCAGUGGUGUUCCAGCCAUAUACACUACAAAAUCUCUUCACGUACAUCGACGGUGGAUUGGCGGCCAACUUCCCACUUUACGCCUUUGAUGGGUGGUACUUGUCCAUGGACAAAGGCGACACCUUCUACAAGCGCCUCACGUCCCUAACAGAAGAAGACGACGAUCCCAUACGCAGGGUGUUCUACCCUGAGUACCGGAUGGAACGUUUUGAGAGCCAAGGGCCGCAACAUAAACAGUUCCAGAAGACUCUCGGCGUUCUGAUCUUUUCCAACUCUGACCGAGAGGUUUACCAGGAUCAGUUCGAGCAGCGGCUAAGGGAGCUGAAGGAGAAAGAUUCAAGCUUCAUAAAGAGGAGACCUGAUACAGAGAAAGCCAGGAAAUUUGUUGAGCAGUACGACAGGCAGCGUGCCGCGAGGGAUGCUGGGAUAAAAUUGUUCAGGUCUCUAGUCGAUGACCGGAUGAAGAAGCUGAUCGAACUGAUGGCAGGACCUGACGCCAUGGACCAUCUGGAUGGCGGCACUAUUGAUGUUCCUGAAACUCCAUCUCCAAGCCUGAGAGGAGGCGAAGGUAGAAUGCCGAGUUGGGGUGAAGCUAUACCACCAGUGGUCCUGUCUGCAGAUCCACUAAAGCCGAUAGAACCGAGAAUCACCGUCGAAGAAGCAAGACGUGAAUUCUUUAAGAUCGUGACGGAAGGGGACAUAAAGGCUAUGCAGGUUACCACGAAGGAGGCAGCAUUCAAUGCAUUGUUUCUGGACGUCAAUGGAAAGCUAACGGUGGACAGAAUGCUGAACAUAUACCAGAACUACGCGCCUCUACAGGUGGCUAAGAGAAGGAUCCUGGGUACCAGAUCUGUCGAGACUGCCGGGCAGUACUACGGAACUCUCAUGGACUUUGUAGGCAGCAAGAACUCACUCACUGAGAAGGACAUAGACCGGUGUAUCGGGGUGGACGUGGACUAUCUCUCUACCAUGGACUUUGACAUGGCUCCUACGGACAUGGAGUUCCUCAUGGCUCAAGGAGCAACCGCCGCAACAGCGUUCAUCGUGGAGUAUGUGGAGAGCAGAGACCCACCGCACAAACGGCUUCCUGUGUCGUAAUUCUUAACCAAAAGGCGUCUCGAGAACAGAUUAGCUGAUAUAUUUUUGUUUCUUUAUUUUGCAUAUAAAUGAAAAACAAUAACAUAAGAGGAAAUGCAAGUGCAGUAGGAGGGGAACAGCCUGCAUGACUUAUACAGAGCAAUCCUCCAUUUAACCAAGCUUUGCUAAUCAAAAUAGUGUAGUAAACAGAUAAAUUAAAGAACAGCAACCAACAGCAAAAAAA